This is a messenger RNA of Cucurbitaria berberidis CBS 394.84, 2581 nucleotides long. RefSeq lists its product as uncharacterized. The coding region runs from base 231 to 2477 and encodes 748 amino acids. Gene Ontology annotation, molecular function: protein binding. The transcript is spliced from 8 exons. The record is from RefSeq and is a predicted model, not a curated record. Lineage: Eukaryota; Fungi; Ascomycota; Dothideomycetes; Pleosporales; Cucurbitariaceae.
AGUUCAUCUCCCCAAAAAGCAGCGCCACGAAUGCGAGUUAGGAGGCCAGCUAUGUACGCCUUCGUUGCCUUCCAUGAAGGGCCUUCUCAGCCUUAUCACUCCUCAGCUCAGUAACUCCCACCUCACAUUUGAGUACUAGGCCACCGUCCCUCCACACCAUUUCUACGACUUUUGAAACCUUGGAAAGCUCACACUCGCUCGUACACCCUUGGACGCCAUGCCUGUAUAUCAUGGCAUAUACUCAACUAUCUCUGCUUGUCGCGCUUAGUUUUGUUGCAAGAUCGUUGCAAGAGAACCCUAUCAUCGACUUUUGUCGGCGAUGGGGUCAUCGAACCGCCCAGGUUGAUGGAAGGCUGUACAUUGACGGUGGCAUGGUAGGGUACAAUCAGCAACCGUCGAAUUACUCCAACCAAUGGCUUUUGUUUAGCGACCUCAACUCUACACCUCAAGAUCCGAGUAAUAUGCCGGUGCAAUACGCGAACCUCUCGAAGCCUGCCAACGUACCCAGCGUAUCAGGUGGAUACCUUUGGGCGGAUGAGACAAACAAAUGCUUUUACCAAUUCGGAGGAGAGUAUCAAGCAGGGAGCCCCCCCAUGGACUUCAGCCUGUGGACAUACGAUGUACUGCUUAACCAGUGGAAUACCACAAAAUAUACAACCAGUGAGAAGAAUCUACAAAGACUCUCUUUCGGGGCUGGAACGCAAGUCGAGAGCCUUGGGCUAGGGUAUUACUAUGGAGGCUGGCUCAAUAAUCGAACAACACCGAAAUGGACAGGACCAGAGUUGGCCACGGGCCACAUGGUCGAGUUCGACUUCACGAAGGGAGUUCUGAAGAAUAUCACUGGACCGGAUGAUGUUGGAAGAGCUGAGGGUCAACUGAUUUCCCUGCCCGCGUCGGAUAAGGGCGUGCUCGUUUAUUUUGGUGGCAUUGAAGACCCAUCCCACAAUGGGAGCUCUGUUGCGGCAAACAUGACUAAGAUCCACAUAUACGAUAUAGCUUCGGGACGAUGGUAUUCUCAAACCGCAUCAGGGGAUACUCCUCUCUCUCGGCGUCAAUUUUGCGCCGAUGUAACAUGGGCGGACGACAAAUCCUCUUUCAACAUCUACCUGUACGGUGGAUAUGGAUUUGGUGACCGCGCUGCGUUCAAUGACGUCUAUAUCCUUUCCCUUCCAUCAUUCAAAUGGAUUAAGGGCUAUCCGCUGGAUGGAGCUGAUGCUGUUCCUGACCCAGCUGGCCAUGGUGGUUGCAGUGCCAAUGUCAUCCAUCGCAAUCAGAUGCUGGUAAUCGGCGGCUGGUUCCGAGAUCCAACCCAUACUGACUGUGACGCGCCAAACGCGCAAGGUCAGCAUAACAUGAUCCUAGGUAACAAUACCGAGAGAAAGUUCAUCUGGGACAAUUUCGAUCCUAAACUUUCGACGUAUGUCGUACCCCCAGUCAUUAUCUCUGCAAUUGGAGGAGGGCCUACUGGUGGCGCAACAGUUACUGCACCCCCUACAUGGGAUCACCCGGAUCUCAAGAACUACUAUAAACUCCGCCCUACUUUCGUUGCCCGAUCCGCAACCCGCGUAAUCCCUUCAACCACUGUCUCCCCACCGUCUAAUAACUCAGCACCUACUGGCUCCGGAAAGAUGAAUGUCGGUGCAAUUGCAGGGGGAACAGUUGGAGGUCUCACUGUGUUGAUCGCCAUAUUGUGCCUUAUUCUAUUUUGUCUUCGCCGUCGGAAGAAAGGCCUUAAGGAGGCAAGAGCCCAAAGCGAACCAGCCCCUCCGCCACCUGCUGAACUUGCCGUUACUACAGUCCCACAUGAGAUGUCAACGCAAAAUAACAGCAAGUACGUCUCAGUCCACGAGCAACCAGAUUCCAUUCAUACCAGCUACUCCGGAGUCGUUCCAUUGCAGUCACGAUCCGCUAGCCAUGACUACGCUUCUGCGUACGCUAGCCAAAUGCCACCAUCGUAUGGAGCUGCGCCGCUCUCCACAGCAGCAACGUAUGGUGUAACUAAUGACAUUGGGUACGUUCAGCAAUCACCUCGCCAGCAGAACAAUGCCGAACUCUUCUUCCCGGACAAUGGAGCUACUCCUAACACACCUCCCACUUCAUGGGACCAAAGCGCGUAUCCACCCCAAUCUGAACCAGCACCACAACGUCAGUAUUCAUACCCAGCGCCUACAUCUCCAUUACAGCAGUCUACUGCUCCCGUUCCGCAACAGAGUCAGGUCUACUACCCCCCACCUACCGAUCCAACAGCGCGAUCCCAGCAUUCUCUUCCUGAUCCAGGAGGUAGCCCGACUGGUACACAGUACAGCGGUGAGACGCAACACAGGAAUUCUCCAUAUUUCAGUAAUAUGAAUACACCUGCACAGUUCUAUGUGCAGCCUGUUCCUCUUGCGUCUCCAGGAGUGAGUGAUGGGAGAUUACGUAAUCCUAUUGAGCGAAGGUCUGUGCAGGGCAGGUUCAGAGAAGCGGGACAUGUGUGAGCGGGAAAUGAAGAGUGUGACGUGUUUUGGGGUGGUUGUUGUAUAGCUUCUUUUCUCUCUUUAAUGUGGAUAAUCCCCAAUUUUGUAAAUCCAUUUGUCAUUUG